Molecule: messenger RNA, 1719 nt
Organism: Acanthamoeba castellanii str. Neff
Lineage: Eukaryota; Discosea; Longamoebia; Acanthamoebidae
Product: serine/threonine kinase
Exons: 3
Coding region: 1-1719 (572 amino acids)
Biological process (GO): protein phosphorylation
Molecular function (GO): ATP binding; protein kinase activity
Source: RefSeq, a predicted model, not a curated record
AUGGUGCCCUCGCUGUAUAUCAACGCCCAGGACCUUGUUUAUGAGAAGGAGAUUGCUGAGAUGCAAGAUCUCAUGUGUUGCUGUUGGGCCCAGGACAUCAUCAACGCCCUCAACAUUGUUGCAGGUGUGUGUACCCCUGAGAAGCGCAUCAAUGACUUGGGCGACAACUCUGGCAGCAUGACACGUGGAUUGUUGUCCAGAUCCAAUGCAUUGUCCAUCAAUGUCUGGCUGACUGCCCAUGGGUAUGGCAUGGCCCAACUGCCACUGCAUGACAGUGAUGUCUAUGUUGUUAUCAGCAACAUCUCUGGAGCCAAUUGGCUGUGGGAGCUCAACCACUCAGUGGCAUGCAAAGCCACCAUGAUCCACAAUGUGCUCAUGCACAAUCUCAUGACGACCCACAAUGGCUAUGAGGUGCACAUGUCUGGCCUCAAGGUGAGCAUGGGCACUGGCACCUUCUGCAUUGCCUUCCACCAGGUGAUUGAUGCUGUGGCCUGGUGCUCCAGUGCACAGCAUGCCCUUGUUGUCACUGACUGGCCCGCCAGGUUGCUGUGCAUCAAUGGCGCACACACCAAGUAUGGCAACUUGUCCAAUGAACACUUUGUCUACUGUGGACUGCAUGUGCACAUGGGUGUGCAUGUUGGCCUGGUGUGUUGCAUCAUGGACCCCAAGAUGUGCUGUGUUGAGUAUGUUGGUCUGGCGGUGAAGGGAGCCAUGGCCAUCGUGCACAUGUUGUCAGGCGGUCAGGUGCUUGUGUUGCCUGACGUCAAGGCUGAGCUUGCUGACCUGCCUGAUGAGAUUGGGCGGAUGCAUCCCCUUUGGAUCCAACACAUGGGCAACAUUGAUCUUGAGCAAGCAGCGCCUGAGGGGAUCGCCUACCAGCUGAUUGUGAACUUGCUUGAGAUGUGCACCAAGAAUCAUGUGUGGUUCAAUGAAGAUGGUGACAAUGACUGUGACGUGCUCCAGCUUCCUGCUGAGGACAUGAGCCUGCUGGUGUUGGCCAACAAGUGCUGGUGGUUUAUUGACCUGCAUGAGAUUGAGACCAGCAAGAUGAUUGGAUGUGGGACGAGUGCUGUUGUCUACAGGGGCCUGUGGAGCAAGUUGAUGCUGGUUGCUGUCAAGAUCUUCAACUGGUUGAAAAUGACUGAGGAGCAGGCACUCCAAUUCCAAGUUGAGGUGGCCACUCUCACUGAGCUCUCACAUCCCAACAUCCUGCUCUUCAUCAGCGCCACCAUCAGUGACAAGCACCUCUUGCUCAUCACUGAGUUUGUGCCCUGCGGCAGCCUCGCUGGUGUGCUUGCCAACACCUCUGAGUACCCACUCAUGUUCACCCAGUGCAUGCACAUGGCCUAUGGCGCUGCACAUGGUGUGUGCUACCUCCACUUGCUUGAUCUGCUGCUGCUCCACCAUGAUCUCAAGUUGUUGAACCUGCUUGUGGAUGACUGCCUCACUGUCAAGGUGGCUGACUUUGGCUUUGUGUGUAUCAAGGAGAACAAUGCCACCAUGACCAACUGUGGCAUGCCUGUGUGGAGCGCGCCUGAGGUGAUCCAGGGCCUUGACUACAGCACGCAGGCCAAUGUCUAUUUGUUUGGUGUCAUCCUGUGGGAGAUUCUCAUGUGCAAGGUGCCAUAUGCCAAUGAGCCAUUCAUGUGCAUGGUCAUGUCCAUCAUUGAAGGCAAGCGCCCACACAUCACAUUGGAUUGUCCUGAAGCACUGCACUGA